This is a messenger RNA of Fraxinus pennsylvanica, 432 nucleotides long. The record is from the annotation of a GenBank genome assembly. Lineage: Eukaryota; Viridiplantae; Streptophyta; Magnoliopsida; Lamiales; Oleaceae.
AUGAUUCAUAUAAAGUUUCAGCAAUCUGUUGUAUUGAACUACAUAGUUCUGAUUGCAUCCCAGCUUAAGUGGGCAAUGAAUUACCUCCUUCUCCAAUCCUUCUUUCAACCUUGCGAAAUCGAGUUACCAGACUAUGUUGAUGACCUUACUGUAAGGCGUUACGAAAAUAAUAAUAAUAAAGCAGAAUGUGAGGAUAUAUCGGUGGAAUGUGCUGUUUGCUUAUGCAGAAUUGAUGAAGGGGAUGAGGUUAGAGAGCUGAGAUGCAACCAUCUUUAUCAUAGAGUUUGCAUAGACAGGUGGCUAGGAUAUGGGCACAAGACAUGUCCACUCUGCCGGAAUAACCUAAAGCCACCUCAAAUGGCGGCCGACCUCCACCAAGCUGAGGUGAUACUGAUUAACUUCUGUGCCGCUAGAUCAAGGGAGGGCCGCUGA